AUGUCGGCCCUUGGGAGAUGUGGCGCCCGUGAGCUGCGAGCCCUAACAUUUCCAAAUCCCUCGAUCGCAGCAGCAUCAGCGGCGCGGUCAUUCUCCGUGCUCAAUCGCCCACCACCAAAUUACCCGGGCCAUGUCCCAUUGACGACGAUCGAACGUGGAGCUCUGGCCAUAGGCGCAGCGGUGGGAUCAUUGAUCAACCCUCGACGAGCAGGUCCGUCCUUGUCCCCAUUUUCUUUUCUUGUCUGUGUCACGACUAACACCAAUGCAAUGGCUGCAGACCUCAUCGCCGCCCUCGGCGAAGCAACCGCAACACCAUACUUCAUCUACCGCCUCCGCGACGCCAUGCUCUCCGAUCCCACUGGCCGCCGGAUCCUGCGCGACCGACCACGCAUCACAUCCGACACCCUGAACAUGUCCUACCUCCGAACCCUUCCCCCAAACUCCGUCGGCCGCACCUACGCCCAAUGGCUCGACCGCGAGGGCGUCUCGCCAGACACGCGCGAUAACGUGCAGUACAUCGACGACGCAGAGUGCGCGUAUGUCAUGCAGCGAUAUCGCGAGUGCCACGAUUUCUACCACGCCGUCACGGGGCUUCCGAUUUUCGUGGAAGGGGAGCUAGCCCUCAAGGCGCUGGAGUUCUUGAAUACGCUUUUGCCCAUGACAGGGUUGAGUCUGUUUGCGUUUGUGAGGAUGAAACCGGCUGAGAAGGAGCGGUUCCUCUCGCUGCACCUUCCGUGGGCGGUGCGUAGUGGGCUUGCGAGUAAGGAGUUGAUUAAUGUUUAUUGGGAGGAGGUGCUGGAGAUGGAUGUCGACGAGUUACGGGCCGAGUUGCAUAUUGAACAACCGCCCGAUCUCCGGGAUAUUCGAAAGAUGGUCAGGAUGCAGCAGAAGCGGGAGAAGGAGAAACUGCAGCAGAGCUAG
Messenger RNA from Penicillium lagena, 921 nucleotides. RefSeq names its product ubiquinone biosynthesis protein COQ4 (gene coq4). NCBI's taxonomy places the organism in Eukaryota, Fungi, Ascomycota, Eurotiomycetes, Eurotiales, Aspergillaceae. The record is from RefSeq and is a predicted model, not a curated record. Gene Ontology annotation, cellular component: mitochondrion; mitochondrial inner membrane. The transcript has a single exon. Bases 1 to 921 code for a protein of 306 amino acids. Gene Ontology annotation, biological process: ubiquinone biosynthetic process.